Messenger RNA from Magnolia sinica, 1345 nucleotides. RefSeq lists its product as uncharacterized. The record is from RefSeq and is a predicted model, not a curated record. NCBI's taxonomy places the organism in Eukaryota, Viridiplantae, Streptophyta, Magnoliopsida, Magnoliales, Magnoliaceae. The transcript is spliced from 10 exons. The coding region runs from base 137 to 1258 and encodes 373 amino acids.
CCUGGAUAGAGACGGUCGGGGUUAGGACGCAAUCCGCGUCCCCGUGGACCGUAUCUUGGCGCCAGAAAAACCAACUCCCACCGUCGAUCUGGUUCUCCGACUUCUGAAGGCUGCAGAAAGGAGAAAGGGUUUGAAAAUGGAAGCGCUGCAGUUCCUAUUUUCCGUUGAAUCUUGGAGAAUGGCUGUGUUCUGGACACUAUCUCUCAUCUUCUCAUACCUCCAUCUCCUCUUCAGAGGAAUUUUUCAGAAAUCCCAAUCCUACCCUCGCCGCUCCCUGCACCCUUCGUCAGAGCAGCCCAUCUGCAUCAUCACUGGGGCCACUUCUGGUUUGGGUGCAGCAGCUGCAAAAUAUCUUUCUAGGGAAGGUUACUAUGUUGUUCUUGUUGGACGGUCUUCUCAUUUGCUGUCUAAGACUAUUCAAGAGAUCAAGCAACAACAGGAAGACGUUCAUCUGAAAGCAUUGCAGGUUGAUUUGUCAUCCUUUCAGUCUAUGCUGUCGUUCAAAAGUUCUCUUGAACAAUGGCUUCUAGAUACGAAUCUGCAUCCCUCUGUCCAACUCCUGAUAAACAAUGCGGGGAUAUUGGCAACAUCAUGUAGAUUCACCGCUGAAGGAUAUGAUCAGAUGGUGGAGACAAAUUACAUUGGUGCGUUUGCUCUGACCAAUCUUCUUUUACCAAUGCUAAAAAACAGCUCCACACCAUCUCGGAUAGUCAAUGUGACAUCUUUUACUCAUCGAUGUGUAUCACAGAUAGAGGUAGAUGAGGAAACAUUGUCUGGGAAAUAUCUCAAAUGUUUCUCAAAAUCAGGACGCUAUCCAUUUGCACGUACUUAUGAAUACUCCAAACUUUGCUUACUGUUAUUCUCAUACGAGCUUCAUCGACAGCUUUUCUUGAUGGAUCCAUCUCAUCAUAUAUCUGUCAUUUAUUGCCGUUAUCCCCAAUUCAGGGCUGCGGAUCCUGGAGCAGUCAAGACCGCCAUCAUGCGAGAAGUCCCUCGACAUGUCUCUCAAUUGGCUUUCACUGUUCUGAAAUCUCUGGGGAUUCUGCAAUCACCUGAAAAUGGAGUUGAUUCAAUCAUUGAUGCAGCUCUUGCACCACGAGAAGCUUCGGGACAAUACUUCUUUGGAGGCAAAGGUAGGACAAUGAAGUCCUCCCCGCUUUCUUACGAUGCCAAACUAGCCGAAAAACUCUGGGCCAGCUCUUGUGAGCUGCUUCGGGAGGCACAACUUACAAUGCAGGAAUCUACCAAGGCUUCUUGAAUCCACAAUUCAUCAACAGCCAAAUGGAAACGGUUACUGUAAGCUGCAUUUGGUCUAACAAUAGUUGAAAGCAUGAGAUUUUAUACA